Molecule: messenger RNA, 803 nt
Organism: Hydra vulgaris (swiftwater hydra)
Lineage: Eukaryota; Metazoa; Cnidaria; Hydrozoa; Anthoathecata; Hydridae
Source: RefSeq, a predicted model, not a curated record
ACUUUCAACAAAUGUUUUGUAAGUUUUGAUUUUUAAAUUUUUUUUAAAUUUAUUACUGAUUAAGUUUAUAAUUUGAUUGAAUUAUUUUUGAUUGUGUCAUAAUCAAUAGCUCAUGUUAUUUUAGUGCAAUCUAUGGAAGAAAUGUGUAAGAUUUUAGAUUGUAUUGAUUAUUAAACUUUUUAUUUGUUACUGUAAUACUCAUGUUUUAUUUAAUUUUUUAAAAUAUCACUUUACAUAGAAAAUGUUAAUAAAAUUGUUUUUUCUCUUUAGUUAAUAAUUUUUUAAAGAAGAUGGAGGAGCAAUCCUGUAUGAAAAUAUCUUUAACUUUAUAAAUUUAUAAAUUGGUUCUUUCCAAAAUAUAAUUGAUUAUAUGCAUACAUAUGGUGGUGGUAUACACAUCACCAUAUUAUGUAAACAUAUUGUUUUAUUUAAACAUAUAAAAGAAUUUAGCUUUUUUUAUUGUAAAGUUUCUUAUGUAUUAUGAAAUCAUAGAUUUUUUGAUUAUAUAUAGCCCGAACACCAUCAUUGUCAAUGGCAGCAGCUGCCACAACUCCUGCAACAAUAAAACAACAACAACAACAACAACAACAGCAUCUUCCUCAUCAUCUGCUACAAGUGCAGUUGCUGCUGAUUUGUCAUAUGAGGCUUUUAUAGCCUACAGGAGGAGUCAACCAGGACCCAUAUCCUACAGGGCCCAUAGGAUAUGGGUCUCAAAUAAUGGGGCAGAUCUCCCCUCUUUUCGUUGGGGGAGAAGAAGAAGAAAUGGGAGGGUGGGACAAUUGCAUCCUGAGCCGACGAUGUAG